AUGCUUAAGGGUGCUGAUGGAAAGGUUCUUGAGGUGGACCAAGAAGCAGCCAUGGGAUCCAAAGUCAUUAAAGACGACAUAGAGGGUGAUGGCUUCUCAAGAGACGCUGUGUUUCCUAUUCCUGAAGUCAAUAGCAACAUUCUGAUGAAGGAUCUUCUUGACUUCCUUUACCAAGAAUUGGGAGAUCGUAUCCAAGAUAUGUCGGUAGAAGAGGUGAGAGAUUUAUUUGGUAUAGAGAAUGAUAUGACUCCUGAAGAAGAGCAAGAACUUGGAGAACAAAUUCCUUAG
This is a messenger RNA of Vitis vinifera (wine grape), 288 nucleotides long. RefSeq names its product SKP1-like protein 14. The record is from RefSeq and is a predicted model, not a curated record. Gene Ontology annotation, biological process: SCF-dependent proteasomal ubiquitin-dependent protein catabolic process. Gene Ontology annotation, cellular component: nucleus; cytoplasm. The transcript is spliced from 2 exons. NCBI's taxonomy places the organism in Eukaryota, Viridiplantae, Streptophyta, Magnoliopsida, Vitales, Vitaceae. Bases 1 to 288 code for a protein of 95 amino acids. Gene Ontology annotation, molecular function: cullin family protein binding.